This is a messenger RNA of Alligator sinensis (Chinese alligator), 4144 nucleotides long. RefSeq names its product 3-hydroxyacyl-CoA dehydratase 2 (gene HACD2). Lineage: Eukaryota; Metazoa; Chordata; Crocodylia; Alligatoridae. Bases 16 to 636 code for a protein of 206 amino acids. The transcript is spliced from 7 exons. The record is from RefSeq and is a predicted model, not a curated record. Gene Ontology annotation, cellular component: endoplasmic reticulum membrane. Gene Ontology annotation, biological process: fatty acid elongation; sphingolipid biosynthetic process; very long-chain fatty acid biosynthetic process. Gene Ontology annotation, molecular function: 3-hydroxyacyl-CoA dehydratase activity.
AUCUACAACGUGGUGAUGACGGCGGGGUGGCUUGUUAUAGCCGUUGGCUUAGUUCGAGCAUAUCUGGCUAAAGGUAGCUAUCAUAAUCUGUACUAUUCGAUAGAAAAGCCCUUGAAAUUCUUCCAAACUGGAGCUCUGCUUGAGAUUCUACAUUGUGCUUUUGGCAUCGUUCCCUCUUCUGUUGUCCUGACUGCUUUCCAGGUGAUGUCAAGGGUUUUUUUGACAUGGGCAGUAACACACAGUGUAAAAGAGGUACAGAGUGAAGACAGUGUGCUCUUAUUUGUUGUUGCCUGGACAGUCACAGAGAUUAUCCGUUAUUCCUUUUAUACAUUUAAUUUACUAAACCAUCUCCCUUAUCUUAUCAAAUGGGCCAGGUACACGCUGUUCAUAGUACUGUAUCCAAUGGGAGUCUUAGGCGAAUUACUCACAAUAUAUGCUGCUUUACCCUUCGUCAGACAGUCUGGCUUGUAUUCCAUUAGUUUACCUAAUAAAUACAAUUUCUCCUUUGACUACUAUACAUUCCUGAUCCUGGUUAUGAUCUCUUACAUUCCACUCUUCCCUCAGCUGUAUUUCCACAUGCUACAUCAGAGGAGAAAGGUACUUUCUCAUACUGAAGAACACAAGAAGUCGGAGUAAUUCCAGCACUUUUUCAGAACUUUUCACACAUCCGAAUGCUGCAGAUUUUUCAAUAGCCAGCACGUUUAUAGAGAAUGAAGUUAAAACUAAAUCAGAGGUAAAAAAAAAAAGAAAAAAAAAGGCCUAUAACUUAGAAAGAAUAACUAAUACACUUGUUAACUUUGUUGACUAUCAUAUGAAAACUGGAUUAUCAUUUUCAGCAUGCACUGCUAUGGAGAAUGUCUCAAUUUUAUGUGGCUUAGGCAUUUUAGCCUUUUACCUUUCCUUACUUUAAAUAAAAACCUUUUUUUAGCAUAUAUUGCUAUAUGCCUGAGAGUUGAAGAAUGAGUGACAAAGCUGUACUCACUAAAUGCAGUGCUUGAAUUGGAUUUAUAUUAUUGACAUGCUUUUCUAAAGGUGCUUGACUGCAUGCCAGAAAUUGUAUGUAUUCCUGUAGAAGCAAACUAUAUUCCCUGGAAUGCUCUAACAUUUUGGCUGGGACUCCAGCAAAGGGGGUAGCCCAGGCAGAUUGCUUCAAUCUAGUAAAAUAAUUUGUGGAUUUAAAAGGCAGUGGGGGUGAGAGCAGGGAAACAAUUACUGGGACAGAGAGAAUGCAGUUCUCUAGGAGAUGAAACUGUACCGUGUCUGACAGGAGUGUGUUCCUUAAAGAUUCAAUUUAAACUGAUUACCUUGAACACUGAUGUUUUUAGUGCUACUCCUGCAGAGGUCAUGAGGGUGCCCUAAAGUAUUAAAAUUGUUCUGAAUACAGCAGCCUCGGUUCUCCUUUUUUAUUUUUUAAAAGGAGAGUGAAAUGUUAAUGUUUCUGAAUAACUGGACAGAGCAAUGUCAUUAGUAAUGAACAUAUACAAUGUGAUAAUGUGAAAUAUAUCACUUAGUAACUUGGUGUUUUCUUUCCUUUUUGGCUUUAAAUUAUUAUUUCCAAUUGGUAUCUGCUAAGCUCAUUUAAGUCUGUUUUGUUUAUGCACUUGUAAACACAGAUAGGAUUCAGAUAGUUUAAGAAUAAGUGUAGAUAAUUGGAAUCUAAAUGUUCCACACAGAGCCUUUUUCCAAAUUGUUUUGGAUGAUUGGACUUAGAUGUAUAGUCAGCAGUUUCAAUGAUGCUGUUAAAUCCAAUAUGAACCUAGUAAAUCCAAAUGUUUUUCUUUAAACCUAGUCAUUUAGAGAAACAGUAUUUCCAUGAAUGGGUUUAUGAUUACAUUGUCUAAAAGAGCUGUUUUUAGAGAGAAAUUUCUCUAAUCUUUUUGUUAUGACUCUUGUCAACUUGUUCCCGGUUCCAUCCAGAAACCAAGCAGGAUUUUACCAGAGCUCAUAAUGGUCAAGAGCACUCCACAGAUAAACAGACCUUAACAUUUAGUUCAAAUGGUGCUGUGUUAGCAAUGGGAGGGGACGAAAAAGUAAGGCUGCCUUAGCUCACAGGCUAAUUAGAACACAUCAGAGCAGUCAAUUAAUAGAGUCUGCUCUGCAUCCUAAUUGGCCUCACUGUCACGUGUAUAAGCCCCUACAUGUAUAAAAAUGGCCAUGGGACGCUUUACCUAACCCUCAUUUGAGAAGGUUUAGAUAAAGUGGCCAUGCAGCCAUUUUUACGCACAGGGUCUUAAUCCACGUGAAGGUGAGGUGUUUAAAUUAGAGCAGCUCUCUGGGAACUGCUCUAGUUAGAACGCCCCUCCCCACCCCUGAGCACAUGUAUAGGCAGCCUAAAAUUGUAGUUCAUAUUAAAACACUUUCUUCCUUUGGGGUAGGGAAAAUAUAAAGCCUACACUAAGUAAAAGUGCUUAUGUAUUUUAAAGGCAGUAAAAUGUUGUGUAUGUCUUGCUUCCUUUAGUGGACUAGAGAAAUGCAGAGUGGCUCAAACACACUGCAACAAAAUAGGGUAUACUUAUAUUUUUGAACAAUAAAUCUGUUCCCUUCAAACUAGCUAUCCAAGUUGAUGAUGGAGGGUGUUUUCAGUGGAAGGCACCUAAAUAAAAAAGCAAAAUGGCCUAAAUUUCCAGAAAUGCUGAAGUCUGUGGGGAUUGUGGAUGCUCAGCUGUUUUGAGAAGCCACUUUGAUUUAGAGUGGCUUAUAGUUAGGAGUCUUAUGCUCCCAAUGUUGUUUUUUUUUAAAAAAUGACAUAUGAAAUUAAGUACAUUAAUUCUAAUUGGAGUUAUACAUUAGUUUACUUUGUUUCUUAUGAAGCAGAGAAAUUGCUGCAAAUUGGGGGAAGGCUCUUUACAACUAACCUAUUUAAUUAAAUAAGCUUUGUGUUUUGAAAUGCUUAAUCUGUACCAGUAUCACAAUACCAAUACAAAGAUAGUUGACCACACAAAUGCAAAUGAAAUCCUACCCCUUUGUAAAAAAAAAAAAAAAAGGUACUCCCAAAAAGUGUUGCGUUGCGUUGUUUUGUUUUCAGGAUUUUGUUACAAGAGAAAGCAUCAUCAGACAUAAACCUCUUGCACUGGAAAAACAAGCAAACAUUACAACAAGCAAAAUCCAUUUUGCACAAAAAAGAGAAAUCUAACACUUGAUCCUGCAGUGGUUACUCAGGCUAAACUCCUGCUUAACUGUAGCAUCAGGCUCUGAGAGAUCUUUUGUAAUACAUGAGGUUUUCUUUCUAAUGCAUAUUUAGUUGUAGUUUUAUUUCUUUUCAUAAACUGAAAACUAGUAGCCUCCUCUGUAGUAGGUGUCUGUCCCUGAAAUUUCUUUGAGUUUGAGAACCUAAUACUGGAAGCUUUUGUAGUUCCCUUUUUUUUUUUGGUACAAUCUAGGGUUAUUUUUCACAAGCUUUUAGCUUGACUUGACUUUUCUCUCCUGUCAGCAUUACCAAACUGCCACAGCAGCCGUCCCUUAUCUGCAUUGGUGGUUUUUGUGCUGAGCCUAAUAGUUUUGUAGACAGGUUAUUAACUUGUGCCCUACAAUGCUUCUUCAUCCAUGUUUAUCAUUUCAUGGAAAAGACCACAGUCCUUUUCAGUAGACACAUCUCACACGGAGUUGUAGAAAUUUUCAUAUUGUAAAUCACAGUGAAAUGCAGACUGUAGUACAGACAAACAAAUGGUAAUUUUUCACAAUGUAUGUUUCUAUCAAAGAUUUUUUUUAAAUUACCAAUAAAAAAGAUUAGCAUUUGUGUGGACCAAUCUGCAGUGUCAUUUAAAAACCUAUCUUUCAUAGUCAAAUAUUCAUGAAUAUGCAUCAAUCAGAUCCAGUAUAUUUUGAUGCAUAUUCAUGUGAUGCAGUUUGGGUGAAAAUUAUACAUGAUAUACAGCUGUUUUUGUAUUUUUUUUCUAUGUUGUGAAGAACAAGAUUGUAAUUUUAUAAGUAUUUGAUUCACUAAGAUUACAAUAAGUUAAAUGUAUCUUUUGUAUAUUUAGAAAGCUGAUAAUACAUGCAGUUCUGAAAGACUAAGCAUAGACUUUUUAUCCAUGUAUGGAAGAUGUUUCUACUUGAUGUUAAUGUAGUGAAAUGGUUUAUUCACUAAAUACCAAUUGGUGGUGUUACAUUGUGAAAUAAAUUGGUUCUGUGCUCUCUGCCUGGA